GAUCACGUGACACCGCGCGGACCAAUGGGGUGCGAGAAGGAGCCGCUUUAAUCUGCACUUCGCCCUUGAAGGCGGUGUAGGCGGUGAUUCUCGGGGCGUCUCUCGGCGGCCGCGCUCUCUCGCCUCGACGAUGGCGUUCCCCCUCGUCGCGCUCGUCGUCGCCCUGGCAGCGUUGUCGUCCUCCUCCAUGGCGGCUCAGCCCGAUUACGAUAUCAAAACGUCGCCCGACAUCACCCUGUCCAACAAAACGACGGAGGAGAGGCUGCAGUGCAACCUCACGCUGCCCCAGCCGUUUUCGGCGCACGAGAUCAAUUGCUACUGGGAGCAAGACGGAGAGAAGAUCGCCGGGACGGAGCAAAUGGUGGAGAUCACCGCCUCACGCAUCGUCACCUUGGACUAUACGAUCACCAAACCCAAGGCCGAGCACUCGGGCGUCUACGUCUGCGUCUUCCAAACCUCGCCCCCUGCCAAGGGCAACAUCACCGUGAAAUCUUGGCCAGACAUCACGACCCACAAGAAGUCCGAGAACCAUGGAGAAGGCGACGCCGCUGAGCUGGUGUGCAAGUGCAACGGCUACCCGGACGUCGACUGGACCUGGAGUUACAAGCCCAGAGACAAUGAUGACGUGGUGGUGGUGGCUAACGGCUCGCGCGACGGGCGGCUCGCCAUCGCCAGCACCGGCAACCAGACGGUGCUGUCGCUGCACGGCCUGGUGGUGGACACGGACGGCGGGGAGUACACGUGCCAGGCCACCAACAGCGAGGGCACUGCCACGCACACCAUGCUGCUGCGUGUGCGCAGCCGCCUCGCCGCCCUGUGGCCCUUCCUGGGCAUCGUGGCGGAGGUGGUCAUCCUCAUCGCCAUCAUCUUCAUCUACGAGAAGCGCAAGAAGCCUGACGACGUGCCCGACGAUGACGACCCAGCUCCCCUGAAGAGCAACUCCACCAACAAUCACAAGGAGAAGGUUCGUCAGCGCAAUACUAAUUAACUUAGUAUACGGAGGUUUAGCGUUGCCGCUUCCUCCUUGGCCCGGCUUGUGCAGCCGCUUCUGUCCUGCUCAAAGCUGCAUCGGCAACCACCACCACAACAACACCACCACCACCAACCCUCUGCUUUCGAAGAUGCACGCGAGGGCACGCACACGCACACACAAUUCUAUAUUGAACGAACGUAUGUGUAGGUGUGAUAAUAAUGUAAUCGUUCUAAUUUUGAGUAUUACGUGUAAUUUUUAUUUUCCUUUUCCAAACGCCUUGUUUCCUCCUAUCCCUCUUUGCGCGCGUUCGUGCGGGCUUAGCUUGUUUUAGCUCACUGGCGCAAUAACUUAACACCGUGAUCCCACCGGGGGCGAUAGUUUUUACGGCAAUCGUUGGCCGGCAAGGAAUCAACAAUGGGCAACCGUGGGCAACCAUGGGCAAUAAUGGCAAAUUGGGAAGGGCAGCAGAAUUCGUUUGGUGAUUGUUAACCGCUCGGUCAGGACAAGAUCACAACGGCAACGCGACUAAGGACGUUAACGGCACUCCCGCACACUCCAACGCAGUCUCCCCUCUCCGCCAGAUCCUGCGGCAGCGGCUGCUGCUGCUGCACGGCCGAGACGCGCGGCAGCCUCCAGGCUCACUCGCCCAUCCCGCCAUCUGGCCUUAGGCUCGCAUAGAGAUCCUGCAGAUUCCUAUCGCAGACUAUAGACUCGCACACAGGAAGACCCACGCACACACAAACUCGUCAGUCUGCCCUGACAGUCUCACUCGCGCAUCCGACCGUCUGGCCUUUGUCUCCUGUACGAUUCGCAUACGCUGCCAACAGAGACCCAUAGACUCGCUUUGAGACCCAUAGAUCUGCCCCUACUGGUAUCCCCAUCAUCUGACCUUCGGUCUUUUCUUCCCCCUCGGUCGCCAGAUCCCCGUGCAGACCACCUCCAAAGUCUGUCCCAGAAAUCGGCCCUUGCCUUUCCCGCACACAGACACACACACUUCCCACCCAGCGUAACAGAUUGAUCAAUGCAAUGCACUGUUACCACGUGUGAGCCGUGCUCACUGCACGACGGGCUUUCUCUCUCAUCAAGCCCUAUCCUCUCUAAGGGAGAGGAUAGGGCUUGAUGUCAUCGGUUGGGCCGUUCGCGUCACCUCUGCCCGCGCCACGACUGAAAGUUGCCAUCCCCAGUCGUGCUCGCGAGGGGGCGCUGCAAUGGGAUCCGUUCAACAUUUUUUGGGCCAAUGGAGCAUUAUUAAGAUACUUUUUAAGGCACACGAGUUUUGUUAAUUUUUUUUCCCAUCGCAAUCGGCGACUGCGGAAACAGCUUUUUUGCCGGCAAACUAUUUGCCCUUCGAUUUCCUUCGGUACACCCCCCCCCCCCAACGCACCCUUCGGCCUUUACGUUGCGAGGCGCGAUCGCCAACACCGCAAGCGCCGACGUCCUCUCUCGGCCUUGUCCAGACCACCAGCCCCUGAGCCGAACCUUCCGGCCGCAUCGUCGUUGAGACCGCCAACCCGCCCCCAACGGGCUCGUCGACACAGGGCGGCAGUCGCGAAUGCCCUCUGCUGCUGCUGCUGCCGCCCCCCCCUCCCACACCAUCCGGGCUUGUCUUGGCGGUCGUUGGGUCUCGUGCGCGAUGCGUGCAUCAAACAAAAUAACUCGCGAGGCACUGGCGUUACCGCAGCGAGGGCGGCUCACGGGAAUCCUGUCGCAGAAGGUCACACGUUUGGCGCGACGGUCCUACGCCGACUGCACAAAGAAGGGGAAGGUCUUGUACACAGUCGGCUUUAGAGCCUGGUGAUCUGGGCAAGGCUGGGGGGGGGGCGUUGAACGCGGUGGUCACGUGACGCACCCUCCCUACGGGCGCAGCAGCAGCGCACCUCUGCGCGUUGCAACUCGCCGCCUGCCGUUUGUGACGAGGAGGUACGGUCUCACCGUUGGCCAGGGGGAAGAGGCUCUGCGAGUUCACGUGACCGCUGCCGCGCCCCCCCCCACCCCACCUCGUGGCGUGAGUGCGUGCGGUUUUUACAAAAUGGCAAAGUCGACGUUCCAGGUUGUCGCGCGCGCAUGUCCGUGUCGUCGUCAUGGGGGUGUGCCAUUUCUCUCCUGCCGUCCCGCGAAUUGCUGAAUUACUCGCUCGCUCUCCGUAGAAGAAGCUUGUCCUUUUGUUGAUGCAUGACUGUGAUCUUCCACCCGUGUGAUUUAACAAAGUUAUAACGUUGCAUGCCUUCUUCCUUCCCCCAACCCCCCCAACCCCCUGGCCCACCAUCGCAAAGAGAAUGCGAAGAUAAUUUUAACGAUGGGUUGGAUUCCAAAGGGCGGAGAGAUUUUUCUUUUAUUUUUUUUUACCCUCCGGGUGUGGAUUUGGCAGGACGGCCGCCGCGGGUUAAAUAUUCUUUCAUCCGCGGCGGCUACAGUGGCCAGGUGUUUACUACCUCGCCUGGUAUGCAGGACGUCGUGGGUUCGAUCCCGACCUGGAUGCUGUAUAUUUAGAGUUUGCGUGCGUCUCUCUCUCUCUCCCCGUGGUCGCGUGGAAUUUUCUCGGGUUGCUCCGGUUUUUUCCCCUCCACAUUUAGAUUCGACAUCACGCCCUUAGAGUAUUUGGCUACUGCUUUUAAAUUUCCACACGACGAUGAUAAGACCACUUCGUUGAGCUAUCAUUUGUGAUAGCCAGAUCGCUUCUAAGAGCUGUGUAUAACAGUUCAGUGGGGCCUUAUCUGGCAAAAUAAAAUAAAAAAAAUAAAAAAUUUAGUUUGUUUUUCUGCUCCAGACGCGUUCACCACGCACCCCUCACUGAGCGGGAAUCUUCAUGAGUUGAGAAAAAUUAAAACAAAAUAAAAAAAAACUCCGCGCUAAAACAAACCGCAGUCGGAUUACCAGCGGCCGGGGUGAAAAAAAUAUAAUUUCGCUGUUUAAAAAAAAAAUCGUGGCUGUCGUUAAUCGUGGUGUUAAGUACUUGCAAAUUCUCAAUUUGCUGACGAUUGUAAAUCGGUAGCGCGCUACUUCUAUAUAUCGUAGCUCACCCCGUCCGCUGGGGAUUAAUUUUUUUUGGGGGGGGGGGGGAGAGGAGGAGAGUUUAUAAUUAACAAUGAAACAUCACUGCAUGUUUUUUUUUUUGUGCACGCUCACGUGCCGUGUGUCGUUACGCUGUUGCGUGCGUGUGCGCGCGCACUCAUUUAACGCGGCCGCUUACUCGAUGAAAGGGGGUGGGGGUUAAUUUUUGUUGCAGUUUUCAUUUCGUGGAAUCUUUGUCCGUCGCGGCGACGCGGCCACGCGACCGUUCACCAUCGCGGACGAGCGCGCGUCUAACGGGGGGGGGGGGGGACCCCCCCCCUCCACGUUCCGUGUAAAUAAUCUCGCAUCCUUGGAGUUUCCUCUCAUUUCUGAUGUGGCACGUGCACCCACGCACCCGCUCACGCACGCACUCCCGUCACUCCAUUAACGGCCGUGUCACCGAUUGUAUUUCUCCCCCCCCCCCCCCCCCCCCC
Petromyzon marinus (sea lamprey) is the source of this 4458-nucleotide messenger RNA. RefSeq names its product neuroplastin-like. Gene Ontology annotation, biological process: axon guidance; dendrite self-avoidance; homophilic cell-cell adhesion. Gene Ontology annotation, molecular function: cell-cell adhesion mediator activity. Gene Ontology annotation, cellular component: axon; plasma membrane. The record is from RefSeq and is a predicted model, not a curated record. Lineage: Eukaryota; Metazoa; Chordata; Hyperoartia; Petromyzontiformes; Petromyzontidae.